UUGGCUGGUUUGUCAAAUAAUUUUUAUUUGUUUUCAGUUUUCUCGUCAUUUCGAAAAAUACUAUACUAUCAUUCAAGUCGUCACUUCAAAAAGUUUUUCCAUCACAGGUCGCCAGAUUUAAAAUUUUUAAUAAAAUAUGGCCUCUUUUAUCAAUCUAAUUAGAUUGAAAGACUGUUGCAGACUAUUGGACUUUUCCAAACCCCUCUAUUAAAUACUUUUUUAUGCAUUUUGGUUUGAUUUUUAUGUCUUACGCUCUUUUCAUCAACUAGAGGUUGGCUGGCUCAAUUUUGCCUUGCUUUAUAGCAUAAAAUUUACCUGAAAACGCUUCAUAUCAAACCCUUCCAAUGAAAUAUUUGCAAUUUGGAAAAUCUUGUUGAUAACACCGGCCAAUCAGAACUAAAUCAGUCUCCUUGUUAGUGCAGGAGCAGGAGCGGUGAAGCAAUAAACUUUUAGGAGUACAACAGCUAUUUUCUGGAAUAAAAAGACAAAAAGGACGGAUAAUUUCUCCAAUUGUAAUUUGUUCAAUUUAUUCUCCAUUUACGAUUCAUGAAGUAUCAUUGGACAACUAUUUUCCAAUUCCAAAUUUUGCAAAAAGUUCAAGUUCACCUCAUUCAACAAUUUUACUACCGCAAUAAAAACUUUCAAGCUUUUUCAAUUCCUUCUGGAAAAAAUUCGCAAAUAAAAGUUUGAGAUUCUGAGUAUUAAGAUGAUUCUGAGUAACGAAGAAUCUAAGUGCUCGCUUGUGGCCUCAAACUCUGCAAUAUAUGACAACCCUUCUGAUUUCUUAAGUCAAAACAUACCUCUGACAUCUCAGCCAAGAUUCUUAGACCACGAGAACAACCGCGUGGAAAUUAAUUCAUCUCCAACUUCCAAUUCCGGGGGAUCGGUGGCAAAUAACGAGAGUCCAUUGUUGUCGACCGGUGGCGACGUUUUCAACACACUACUUCAAUGCAAUCCAGCAGCUGCAGACGACGAGAACCCAACCGGCGUGGGGGGACCCUUGGGCUUGGGACUGCACCAAAGUGGGGGACAUAUGUUAAUGGAGCCUGCUUCGUUCCAUUUUUCACCCCAAAAUGUGCAGUGUUGCGGGGGAUGUGGGGAGGUGAUAGUGGACAAGUACUUGAUGCAUGUGUUGGAUAAGGCAUGGCAUGCCUCCUGCGUCCGUUGUUCCGACUGCACUGUGCCCUUGACGGAGAAGUGCUACUCGAGGGAUGGGAGACUCUAUUGCAAACAGGACUUCUUCAGGCGCUUCAGUACCAAGUGUUUCGGGUGCGAGGAGGCAAUCAUGCCGAAGGAACUUCUGAGAAAGGUGAGGAAGCACUACUUCCACCUGGGCUGCUUCAUCUGUUCCCUGUGCCACAAACAACUGGCGACAGGGGACGAACUGUACGUCACCCCCGACAACAAACUCAUCUGCAGAGAAGACUUCCUCACCAAUGUUGUCGUCGCCGCCACCCCCAGCUCCUCGUCAUCCCCCACCAGUGCCACCGCCACCACAGGGGAAAUUAAACAACCCAACGCUACUUCACCAGACGGACAACAACAGCUGAUCGACCCCUCUCAUUCUGCACCAGUUGAGAAGGAUGUUUUGAACAACAAUAACAACAACAACAACAACAACAACAACAACAACAACAACAACAACAACAACAACAACAACAACAGAUCAGCAGUGGCCACAGAAGCUCAAAUCAAGUCCCCAACCCAGUUUGAAGCUCACCUGGGAACAUUCCGCACAAACAGAGCCAACGCAGGCAGAAAGGACACUUUUGAAGACACUUUGACUCAAUCCGAGAUACCACCGAUCGGCGAUCUUCGGAAACAGAACCCAAAUGACGCUAAUGUCUCACAAGAUAUAAAGAGCGAGCCAAUAGCAGCUUACCAGGAAUCGCAAAACGCUUUUGUUUUAACCAGCCGAGCUGAUUUCGGCGAGAACAACAUUUUCGAUCAGAACUCAUUGCUCUUCUGUCGAAGCGUUAUCGAUCAUCCUGAAAAUGAGCAAAACACAGACGAAAUUUUGAACAAAAGCAGUUCAGACCACGAACUGAAUGAGAGCAUGACCAAAAACGACGAUAUCUUGAAAACCUCAACAGAUGAGAUGAUAAAAGCGGAGAUGAAUAAGAAAUCGAGUUGCGAAAUGCCUCAGCGGAGAAGCUCACUGGGCAAUGAGCCUAACAGUGUUUUAGACGGAUACGGCAGCGACAAUUGUGGUUACAAUAGUGACGAUGAAGAGAAGCUAUUCGACGAACAAGACGAAGGCGCCGAGAUUAGCGACGACAACAAGUCGGAUUACGACGACGGCGACUUCAAAAGCUGUGCAAGUCCUAAUAAGGAAGGAUCGGACGAGGUAAUUGGAGGGGGGCCGAAAACAAAAAGCCAAGUCGGCUCUAAGAGACGAGGACCGAGGACAACGAUAAAAGCGAAGCAGCUGGAAACAUUGAAAAGUGCGUUCGCUGCCACCCCGAAACCCACGCGCCAUAUCCGAGAACAAUUAGCCCAGGAGACUGGCUUAAACAUGCGAGUGAUUCAAGUUUGGUUCCAAAACAGAAGGAGUAAAGAGCGACGAAUGAAACAGUUGAGUGCUCUUGGAGCCAGGAGGGCUGCAUUCUUUCAGAGGAGAAUCAGGGGGCCCUUCGACCCCAAUCCACACAACCAAGAAUUCCUAACACCUCAAAUACCCUUCUUCGCUCACCAGGACCUGAACAAUCCUGAUUUCUUCCCGAUGGGUCAGCCAUUUUCUUAUGACUUCUUCCCCGGAGUGCACCACUCUUCGAUCGGACAGCCUCCCUCGUCUAUAGGAGUAGACAACUCGGAGUUCCCGAUGCCCCCCCACCCUACCCACACCUUCCUCACUCAUAGAUCCCUUGAGAUUGCACUCGGGCGACCAUUUGGGCUUACCAGCGGGAUUAGGCGGAGGAUCCCCAUUCAUUCCAACAUCUGCACCCCCACCCCAUCUGGGAGGCACGCAUACAAACCACCUAUCAAUUUCCCCAGGCAGUAUGAUGGAGGACGCAAUAUCGGUACUUAACUCUAACCAGUCCAACAAUCAAAGGAUGCUUCUUCCAUCUCCUGAUAUGCCGCUGCCUCCCUCCGACCGCUUUCUUUCUUCUCUCUCUAAACAGCCUCGCUUCCGAAAUGUAUUCGAAGAUAACUCGGCAACAGUUUGGUGAAACUACUCGCUACAACCGAAAAAACUAAUUAUUGUAAAAACUAUUUAUGUUCAAAAAUGAUAAAUUUCAACAAACGGAUUUACAUUAAAUUCUAUAAAAUAAAGUAUAUCAGAAUGUAAUAAAUUCAGUUUCUGAGCUUUACAAAGAUUAGUGCAGUAUUUAUGAUAAAAAGGUGUUAUGAAAAAAAUGAAGCACUCAUUCAUGAUUUAAAUUAAAUUUGAAUUGGAAAAAAUAUUCCUUUGAGCUCCAACUCUAAGUUGGCCAAUGCGCAGUAAGCUACGGACAACAGCAGCCAUAGUAGUUGUUUAUCGAUCAUGGCUUUUCUUGCGUUAUCUACUUGACUAAGUAAUCAUGUUAUGUAACCGUGUUAUGUAAUAUGAUUACUUAGUCAAGAUAUUGUCAAGAAAUCUUUGUCGCACAGACACUCACAAAAAGAGUUGUUCAAUUU
This is a messenger RNA of Symsagittifera roscoffensis, 3618 nucleotides long. RefSeq names its product WD repeat-containing protein DDB_G0292056-like. Gene Ontology annotation, cellular component: nucleus. Lineage: Eukaryota; Metazoa; Xenacoelomorpha; Acoela; Convolutidae. The record is from RefSeq and is a predicted model, not a curated record. The coding region runs from base 707 to 3028 and encodes 773 amino acids. Gene Ontology annotation, molecular function: zinc ion binding; RNA polymerase II transcription regulatory region sequence-specific DNA binding; DNA-binding transcription factor activity, RNA polymerase II-specific. Gene Ontology annotation, biological process: regulation of transcription by RNA polymerase II; neuron differentiation. The transcript has 5 exons.